UAAAAUAUAUUGAAAUGUCACCAGGCAAAACCAAGUAUCAAGAGUCUUGGCAGAACUCAAGAAGUCCUUCCAGCACUCCGUUUUCUGUGUCUUCGCCAAAUCGGGGGCAUUUAUUUCCACGUGGAGGCAACCUUGGCUAUAACUGCGAUGCUGUUGGUAAUAUUUCUGGAAGUGCACAGCAUUUCUCCCCUACAGGAAGGCAGUCACCAACUUGCAUCCAAGUAUCAGAAAGUAUUUCCAUUCCACAACGAGAUCAGAAGAACUUUGCAUCCUAUGGUUCAAAUUCUUCCCUAGCUUCCUCUCCAGGCAUCCUGCAACUCAGGAGGAUGGCCCAGCGAUGCAGUGAGGCAUCAAUGCUUUCAACAAGUCCUGGGUCAGACACCAGUUACAUUUUUGGAAGCAGCAGCAGACAAUCAUUAUCCAACCAUGAAUUUGACACAUCUCUAACUAGGUCAAUAGGAAGUCCCUCCUCUGUUGAAUCCCUGACAGGGUGUUACGUUACAUCCAACAGCCCUGGUUCUUUCUUCCCCAGGGCCACAUGCUCCCAGAAAGAGAAUUCUCCUCUAACUCUGCCAUACCAGAAGGGACAAACCCACACCUACAACCAUUCUCUUUCAUCUGUUACAAACCCCCCAUUCCCAAUCCCUAUAGUGCUCAUCAAUGGUCUCCCAGAAGAGAGUGGGACACCUACUCAACUUUCCAGGGGCUGCUCCAGUUCCUUCAAAGAUAAGAUGCCUAAGACCAAUUCCAGCAGUUCUUCAGGAGUUAAUGGUCUAAACAAUUCCUAUUCUGACAACUCAAGUUCCUCCACUUCAUCUCUGGAUGGGUAUUCCAAAGAAGCCCAGACAACUAUGAAGUUUGUGAUGGACACCUCUAAAUCUUGGUUCAAACCUAGCAUCACAAGAGACCAAGCUAUCCAACUGCUGAUGGACGAACCACCAGGGACAUUUAUUAUGAGGGACAGCACAUCUUAUCCUGGCUCAUUUGGCUUAGCCCUGAAAGUCUUCAGCAACAAAACAGGAGAAGAUGCUGGUAACCACAUUAGACACUUCCUCAUUGAGUCUUCUCCCAAAGGAGUGCAUCUUAAGGGAGCGGAAGAAGAGCCCUAUUUUGGAAGUCUCUCAGCAUUUGUAUAUCAACACACCAUUAUGCCAUUAGCACUACCCUGCAAACUGAUUAUUUCUAGCCAAGCUUUUCUCGGUGAUGAAAAUCCAGCCCUUAAUUCAGAAGCUGCUCUUCUUUUGUCUCAAAAAGCUGCUGUAUGUAAUCUCCUGUAUCUGCACUCGGUGACUAUGGAAACCCUCACUGGCAAAGCUGCAGUUCAAAAAGCUGUAUCUUCCACUUUUGAACAAGAGAUGCUGCCUACGCCCACCAUUGUCCACUUCAAAGUUACUGCAUUAGGAGUAACUUUGACUGACAUCCAGAGAAAGAUCUUCUUCAGAAGGCACUAUCCAUUGGCUACCAUCAGUUUUUGUGACCUGGAUCCUGAAAAUCGAAAGUGGCAAAAGUUUUCCAAAACUUCAAGGAUCUUUGGUGUUGUUUCCAAGAGCCCAGCUGAUUCCGAGAAUAUUUGCCACCUCUUUGCAGAAUAUGAUGCUGUGCAUCCCGCUUCUCACAUAGUUGAUUUCAUCCAGAAACUUCUCCUUGAUGUCUAAGGCCGCCACAGUACUGAAAUGUCUGUUUCUAGCAAAUUCUUUGCCUUGUGCAGUGUGCCAAACGAUGUUACCUCUUCAAGCUGCUGUAUUGUGUUUUGAGGCUGCAGAUUGGUUUUUAUCAAUAGGAUACUACUUAAGAUUGUUGGUAUCAACCUUCGUAAUCUCCAGACCCCCCCCCCCAAAAAAAACAAUCACUGGCUGGGGAUUGAUCAAUCUGAAAAAAUCAAUAUCUGUUGAUUUAAUAUCUGUUCCCUCCAUUACAAUAGAAUUGUUGUAAUGAGAAAUGAGAGGACUUUAUGGGAAUGGUUUAACAGAGAACCAGAAGAAUUAUUCUAUCCUAUCUGCAGAUAGACUAGCAUUGUAUUUUCUGACCUUCUGUUUUCUCAUAAACCUAUCUAUCUUAUUGGAAAAGAUACUUUUUACAAUUGGUGUUGCUUUUUUAUUUAACAACUCAAGUACUGGGAAUAAGAGUGCUAAUAGUAAUGUAAUAGAUUAUUGACACCAUUUCAAUGCCUUUUUGAUAUACGGUAUAUUAUGUUUCACUUCUUCAUUUAUUGUAACGGCCAGUGGGGAAGUCCAAUAAACUAAAUUUGCAACCUACUUCGUGCUGAAAUGAAAUUGAAAUGUAAUACACAUGCAAUUUU
Messenger RNA from Thamnophis sirtalis, 2299 nucleotides. NCBI's taxonomy places the organism in Eukaryota, Metazoa, Chordata, Lepidosauria, Squamata, Natricidae. The record is from RefSeq and is a predicted model, not a curated record.